AUGGGAAAGAAGAGCCGACGGCAACGAUUGAGUACAAAGAAACCUCCACUUGUGACUGACCACACAAUGUCGCAUGCUGUAGAUAUGCAGCAUCUCAAGCUAGAUCCGCGAGGAGACGGGAUGUAUAGCGGCACAUUUCGCUGGCUUGAGUCCAAAGAGUUUCCGCUCCUUCCGCCGUUUCCGAAUCGCUCAGUAGAUUUGUCUUGUGGCUGGAAGGAAUUUCUAGUCUCUAGAAGUUCCCCUAACAGCAAUGCGGACCUUGUGGCCAAGGCUGUGAACGAUCCAUCAAUGUUGGAUGCACUAAGCUUUCCCAUAACGUUGCUGCAUGUAUUGCAACAGCUAGAGCUAAGCGUGGACUCUGAUUUACGUGUCCUAAUAAUUGGAUCCUCCCGAAAAGCAGAGCAGCGCGUAUUGCGCAUUACAAAUUACUGGAACGAAAUUUCUUCUUUCUUUGCUAAAGCAAAGGUCACGCUGUUUUUUAUUGGCCCUGAAGUCGACGAGCCAGACGCGGACAGAAUCAAUAACGCUUUGCCCUUCAAUCUUAAAGUUCAUCAUUUUAAAGGAACAUUUGGAAGCUUUCAAAAAUCGCAACUGUACGGCGAAUGUGCGCCUCAGGCAUCCGUCAUUGUAGGAUACAACACAGGUUUUGGCAAUUUUGUGGACUCGCAUCGGCACGAACUGCUCUUUAGCUGGCUACCGGAUCUCUACCGUAUUGCAGAGUCAAACAUUCCGGCAAUUUUUACCUGUGCUAAUGACUACGCAGACAUGAAUGGAGAAUUUGCAGUACAGUCACGUAUUAUAGGCGCUAAGAUGUUGUUGUUGCCCAAACAAAAUCCGUUCAGUGCCGCAUCGCACUUUCACGAACAAGGACAGCAAGAGACGGCCUGGUCGCGUGGAAACAGCUUCGUAUACGUCGUGUGCGGAAUUGACGAGACACGUCGAUGUGAUAUUAGAGUUGGAGAUGUAGAUGCGUUGCAGGAGCUAUUGAACACAGAAAAGGACAUUUGCCUGCGAGACAAGCUGGGCCGCCACUUUUACAAGGGUAUUGUGCUUACAAAGGAUCAGGCGGCAAGGUGCAAGGCUCUUCAUAGCCAUUCUUUUGCAUAA
Molecule: messenger RNA, 1107 nt
Organism: Plasmopara halstedii
Lineage: Eukaryota; Oomycota; Peronosporomycetes; Peronosporales; Peronosporaceae
Product: mynd finger family protein
Exons: 1
Coding region: 1-1107 (368 amino acids)
Cellular component (GO): extrinsic component of mitochondrial inner membrane
Source: RefSeq, a predicted model, not a curated record